This is a messenger RNA of Mangifera indica (mango), 1464 nucleotides long. Its product is annotated as UPF0481 protein At3g47200-like. Bases 1 to 1464 code for a protein of 487 amino acids. NCBI's taxonomy places the organism in Eukaryota, Viridiplantae, Streptophyta, Magnoliopsida, Sapindales, Anacardiaceae. The transcript has a single exon. The record is from RefSeq and is a predicted model, not a curated record.
AUGUCGUCCAUGAAUGGCGCAACUAGAAGCUAUUCAAAGAAGGGCAAAGAGAAAGCAGAAGUGCAGCUCUCAUCUAUUGUAAUCUACAGUGAACAGCCAAAAAUCGAACGGCAACCCAUGUCGUCCAUGAAUGGCGCAACUACAAGCCAUUCGAAGAAGGGCAAAGAGAAAGCAGCAGUAGUGCCAGAAGUGGGUUUGCCAGAAGUAAUCACUUUUACGAGCCGUCGUAUCAAAGAGAAGAUGGAAAAUAACGAAAAAAUAAGAAAUUUCGAUUUCUUCUCACCCACGCGACUUCCUUAUACGAUCAGGGGUAUCUGUUCAAGGAAUGUGGAGCCUGAGAUUGUAUCAAUUGGUCCUCUCUAUAGAAAGAAAAGCGACCAUCUACUUCGGUUCGAAGAAUACAAAUGGUUCUUUCUUGCUAAGUUCCUUCGCCGGUGUGGGAGAGGCCGAAGAGACCUGGAGCGCCUUCUUUUGGAAAUGCAGAGUUUAGAAGCUCGUACCAGAAAUUUUUACUCAGAUCAUGAGGGGAUCUCCGAGAUGCCAAGUCAAGACUUGAUUCAGCUGAUGUUGCUUGAUGGCUCCUUUCUCAUUGAGCUCUUGUGCUAUCCCGGCCGAGACGAAAGUCUCGAAGUCCCUGGUGAUCUCAUUCUCGUUCGGCCAUUGUUGAUUCCCGUUCUCGCUAGGGAUGUUCUUAGACUUAGGAAUCAACUUCCUUUGUUCGUUCUCACGUCAUUGUUCGGUCAAUCUAAGGAAAAAUUUAUGAAGCUUGCCUUAGAAUUCUUCAAUCUUUCCUGGAGAGGACCCCAAAUGAGCUUACCGUCCGAACUUCCUGAUUGCAGUCAUUUGCUGGAAUUAUUUUACUGGAGUUCAGUUAAACCGCUUUCAGUCAACCAUGGCGACGAUCGGACGUAUGCACCUACACAUUCCAUGCAAUGCGUAAGGGAACUGAAGUCAUCAGGAAUCAAGUUCAUGGGAAGAGAAGAAGCUAAAACCUUUCUGAAUAUAAAAUACAAGAACCGGAUUCUUCAAAUUCCAGCUACCACAUUCGACGAACUGAUGAAUACCGUGCUCAUAAAUUGUGUGGCCUUGGAACAGUCUCGAGAACGGCACAUCAAGUAUUUCUGUAACUACGUCUCUUUCUUUUCUUGUCUCAUCAGCCAACCAAGAGACGUCUCGUCCCUUUCUUUCGAUGGAAUCAUCUCAAAAUUUUCCGACGAUGACAGAUACAUUGCAGAUUUCUUCAAAGAUCUUGGAAGAAAUACCCAGGGUGUCAGAAGUAGUUAUCUUUCUGAUGAAAUCAACAAUAUUGAGACCUAUUACAAUAGCGACUGGGCAAGUUUAAUGCGCAAUCAUUUCACCAAUAAAUGGAAAGCCCUCCAAGUCUUGGUUUCCUCUCUCUUCUUGGUGCUUACCUUCAUUCAAGUUCUCAUGUCAGUUCUGAGUUACAUCCAUGACUUGAAAUAA